GAGUCAGUAUGUCUUCGGACAGUGACGAGAGAGGAAGGGCGACGCGCGCUGAGCCCGAGGCGGAGAGACAGAGACUGUCAUGUCAGAGCGUGAGACCGUUUCACGGACAUCGCUUUUCCUAUGACACUCAGAGAUAAUUUGAGCUUUAGUAACAACUCUUCGUCACUCUAUCAGCAAUAUGGAUACAAUUAGUUACAACCUUAUUUCACUUCGAUCAUAAAAGGAUAAUGAUGAUGAUGAGAUUAAGUUCGAAAGCCGAAAGUUCGUGACUUCGACACUUACUAUGAGAAAGCUCAGGGGAAAGAAAUUCGGAAUGAUUGGUAGUGCCAACUGAUAUUCGAUAAUUAAUUAAGUGAUUGUGCCUUUGAAGAACCCGUUGACAGAAGGCGACCAUGGCCAAGAUCGUGAUUGCAGCGUUGCACCUUUUGUUGCUCAUCAACGGUCUUCAGGCGAGCUGGGAUGAGUGGUGGACUUACGAUGGAAUUUCGGGUCCGGAGUUCUGGGGCUUAAUCAACCCCAACUGGAACAUGUGCGAGCGAGGCCGCCGCCAGUCCCCUAUCAACAUCGAGCCGAGCAAGCUGGUGUACGACCCUCAUCUUCGCCACAUCCACGUCGAUAAGCACAAGAUCUCGGGCACCCUCUAUAAUACAGGGCAGAGCGUAAUCUUCCGCGUCGAGAUGGGUUCGAAGCAUCACGUGAACAUCACAGGAGGUCCUCUGGUCUACAAGUACCGCUUCGAAGAGCUCUACAUUCAUUUCGGAGCUUCGAACGUCACGGGCUCAGAGCACCAGAUCGACGGGGCUAAAUUUCCGGCCGAGAUCCAAAUGUAUGGGUUCAACGCGGAGCUCUACCGUAACAUGAGUGAGGCGAGGCUGGGGUCCAACGGUAUUGUAGGGCUGUCUAUACUGAUACAGGUGGGCGAAGAAGGCAACGACCAGCUGAGGAUCCUUUCUUCAGGAUUCGGCAAAAUCACCUACAGGGGCAUGAAGUGGUCCAUUAAGCACCUGUCCCUGGCCGGCCUCCUGCCCAAUACCCACCACUACAUGACCUACGACGGCUCCACGACCCACCCCGGGUGUUGGGAAACGACCACUUGGCUCAUCAUGAAUAAGCCAGUCUACAUCACCAUGCAGGAGCUCUACGCCCUCCGACAGCUGAUGCAAGGCGACCAGACACUCCCGAAGGCGAAGAUGGCUAAUAACUUCCGUCCCGUCAAGGCCCUUCACCACCGCACCGUCAGAACCAACAUCGACUUCAACAACUCCCACAGGAGCAAGGGAUGUCCCACCAUGCACAGGGAGAUGUACUACGCAGCUCAUCAGUGGCCCAAGCUAUAGCCGGAUCUUUGGAUUUAGACAAGCUCCCCAAAAUGGAUAUUAAGGAAAAAAUAAAAAGUAUAAAAAAAAGAUAAAAAGUCGCCUCGUGUAACUUUGCAUGCAGUGAUGAAUCCCGUUGUGAGUAAACAAUGGUUCAGAAACAAGAACCACGGGUUAUACAAUAAUGUGCAUGGCUUGCAGCAAGAUUUAGCAUACCUUAAUUAUAUUAUAGAUAAAUAUAUAGCAAACCAAUGCCCAGAGCCAGAGACAAAAACAAGAAAGAUGAGAGAAAGCAGAAAAAUAAAUAAGGUGCUUUUUAUAACUAUGACGACACGCAUUAUGCGCUUAACAGGUAUAGCUUGUUAUUCGCUAAACGCAGGAAAAUCUGCCACCUCAUCAUACCUAAAGGGACAAUAGCUCUAUGUACGCAGUGUGUGCAAUGAAUGCCUAAGUAUGUGACUACACUUCCUUAGCAAGUGGACAUUGACUCCCAGUGAGGUGUCCUAUUAUGUGUUAGCUGUAAAAUACAAAAACUUCAUUGGCUGGAGUAGCCAAUAUAAAGAUCUUUUGUGAGCUACAUUUCAGUUGUAAAUUUGCAUUUCGCUGCUGUGAAGUGUCAUAGGAAAAAAGGAAAAGAAAAAAAAACAUAUAGAUAUAUUUCAUAGAUUUGAAAUUUUAUUUUUUAUCGAAAAUACCCUACUACUUGUACAGAAUAAUCUUCUGUGGCUCACACCUGUCUACUAGAAAGGCAUAAUGGAUAUGAAUUUUAUUUUUUGUUCAUUGGUGCACCUUGAUAUGACUAGGUGAAUGAAUAUCUAGCAAUAAAGAUUUUAGUUAUAGUACUAUGAUCGAUAUUCUGAAGUUAAUAGUUUAUCAGAGUGAAUAUUAAAGAAAACCUAUCAAGAUUCUGUUUUACCAAAGAAGUUUAGGCUUAACAGUGAAAAUUUGGUAUAUAUAAUACGUGUAAUAUACUCAUCGUUACUUAUCUGGUGAUAAAACAAUUCAGAACAGAAGUGAGGCGCCACUAAGAAAAGUAUUUGCAAAAAAUGGAAAUCAUAUAUGAUAAAAGUGAUAAAUCCUAGAACUGUUAUUCCUCGGGCUUCAAAGCUUGAAUUUAUUUUGAAGCACGGACUCCGUUCACAUAAACGAAAGACUGCAACUGCACAGUAAGAAUAUGCUAGGCUUGAUUUCUUAAUAAUAAUAAACAAAAAUGGAAUAAGUUUUCUGUUUCAUGGAUUUGGAAUGCAUAGCGUGUGAUGAUGAAACUACCUGUGUGUUUAUGAGUUGUGUGUGUAUAAAGUAUAUGACUAUAUACUUACAUAUAGACCUUCAAGCAAUCACAUUUUUUUAGGGCCGCACAUAGAUUGGUUGUUUGAUUGUGCAUGGCUCUGAUGAUAACAAUAACGCAUUUAUCCACUCUUUUCGCUAUGUUCUGACAAAGGCCAGUGUUGUUUAUUGCAAUAAAUAAUCUGCAAACAAAAUGGACUCCAACUCAAACCAAACAGAUUAACAAAAUGAAACUUCAAGGACAACGCAGUGAAAUUUUACCAAGGGAUGAAACCAUAGCAUUAACAUGGACUGACUGAGGUCACUUCGGUGACUGGGUGACUCUUUCAACCCAGGUCCUUCCGGAGUUAAAAGGUCAGGUCCGGCUGCCUUGUCUGAUGAACUAUUUUCCGUCUAACUUUCUCUAUAGACAUAUAACUUUCCGGCACGACAACCAGGAGCCUUGCAGGAAGUGCUACGCGAUACCUUCCGGUUUAUUUUUAAGCUUUUAAAAAACAUUGUAGUCAUGUUAAGGAAUUCCUCGGGAGAAAGGAUGCGGCUCUGAAGCUCUCUGUAUUUGGCAUCAUACAUACUCUUGCAUGACUGGUGUCUGUCUGCCUGUAUCUCUGUACCUACCACUGUUUCUACCCUUGUCUUCGCUCGGUAAUUGGGUGCACUUCAGUGUAUUGACAAUUAGUUAAUGAAAUGCUGCGAGUAAAAUGCGGCUGAAUGCAUACAAGAAUAUAAAGAUCCGCGUGGGUAAAACUAGACAUAAAGUUUAAAGUAGAUAUCAAACAGGGCCUUUGGUUCUUUAAAUCAGAUAGGAACAUCAUAUCGAAGCCAAUCUUAAUAUUAUAACUGUCAAGUAUUGGAAAAUAUGAAAAUGAGGGCUAAUGCAAUAUUUUCCAAAUUUUGCAGUCAACAUGUUAAAAAUCAUACUCUAUUCACCUUUCUUUUUCACAUUUACUAAAAGAAAUAGAGGGUUCCGCAAAAUUUAUAAUAUUAUCAAUCUAUUUUUUUAAAUGUUCCACGCCAUAUAAAAAAUUACACCCUGCCAAAUAUGCUGACGCAAAAUAGUACACAGAAGUGGACCCUGUGAGGAAGAGGGAACUUUGUGCAUCUCGCAGCCGCGCCACGCCAGUCAUAGAGCCAAAAGACAAUUGUGAACUGCUGCUUAUGGUCGGUUACCGCUGCUGGUGUCAGUGUAGAGCGCUAGUGCCACAGGAAAGUGCUGCAUAACAGUGCCGUUGUCGCCAAGACCAAAUGAACUUGUCCCGCAUCAUACUCAUGGCAGGAAGGCCCUCUCUUGCCCUCCCUUUUCUGUAGUGGCAUCGUAUCCCAGAAAUGAGUCUCCAUCCAUGCUGGCAAACGUUAGAAGUGCUGGAAGGGGAAUCGUGCCUCUCACGCACACCGGAAAAUAUAUUUCGUAACGAAAUAUAUUUCGUAGCAUAUGGGAGCGUCGGUGAUAAACAGACAGCUUCUUGUACAGAGCUAAAGCAGCGGAGGCGUCACUCUCAACGGCAGGUGUAGAGUCAUUUCCUUACGUUCAGCUGCCCAAAAUGAAUAAAUAAAUAUAUUUAAAAAUGUGAGGGAAACGUUUUUAUAUGUGUAUCCAUUCACACAAUCCGUAAUCUGGCCAGCUGCUUUAGGGGUAAAUCUGUAUGUGUGUCCGGGUGUGUGUGCAUCUCUCGUCACGUAGCUGCUUCUCUGAGGUCCAUAAUACUAAGCCUUGCAUGCGCGUGGCCAUCGCCCCAACAAGGCAGCUAGCUCUAAAAAGGAUCUUUGUUGUGAAUGAGACCGCGCGGCAUACGAGGUGUCUUUCGUCCGGGUUUGCACCGAGAAAAUUCCGUCUCUGUACUGAGGCCAGUCUUCAUGCUCUCUUACCCCCACUUGUCUGUCUAAAAUCUCUUGGUUUGCAUUUCUGAAUAUUUGUUCCUCCUCUCAGGCAAUGCUUUGGUUUAAUUUUAAUUAUUUUUCUCUUUGUCUCGCAACUUUCCGGUCUCCAUCUCAGCCCCUCCCAUGUUGUUCUUCCAUGAAACAACUAAGCAAUAGGGAAAUCCAACAUUUUUUUUUCAGAUACUAUAAUGUGUAUAAAUGUAUAUUUUUCAUUUUAAAUCGAAAAUAAAGUAACUAAUUGAUAAAUUAAUUUACUCUCUCAUUCGGAAUAUCUUACCUUGAAAACACACUUUCCCUUCUGGUUUUCUUCUUCACUCCUGCCUAUCCCUCCAUUUUUCUCUCCUCUCUGUAAAACAAAUUCCUCCGUGAGUUCUCUCCCCCACUCCAGUCUCCAGGUAGGAGAGUACUCAGGUCGCGAAAACGCUCCAUUAGAGCACUUGACCUUGUAAUGCAGCCACAAACGAGAACUUUAAAAGUACAUAAUCUCAUAGUAAAUGUGACAACAAAUUGUUAUACACAGUACUCGAAAAAUAACAGAAACUGACCCAUUUUCUCUGAUCUUUUUAUUAUGAAUUCAUAGAGCAAUCUGAAGUACCAUUGUAACGUCGUUAUUAAAUAAAAAUGAAUCUAAAAAUACACAUACGAGAUGUGACGUUGAUUUCUGUACCAGGAGUGUUGAAAAGUGUGAUGGCACUAUUUGGGUUGUAAAUACAAGCGUAUAAGUGUCAAAACUGGUGUAAGAAGUACGAAUGAGAGGUAUCUGAACUAAAUCAGAGAGAGUUAGUGUAAAAGGAUAUACGUUGUUAGUGUUAAAGAUUGGUUUGGGCAUAUGAUAAAGGCGGCGUUACAUGGAAAUGUACAUUAAUUCAUUUUAGGAGUACUCAACACUAAUCAGGAAUCCAAGAUGACGUAAAUUAUUUUGCACACAUCAUCCCUCAUCAUUUUGGCGUCGUUGCGUGUAAAUACUGGGACAUUUUAGCAAUAAUUUCACCGAAUUUGAUAACUGUAAAAAUAACAAUAAUAAAAUAAAAGGGAAUAAUAACAAACGACCUGGUAAACAUAUACAUAUAAAUGUCGAUGGAGUUUCCUCACUCUGAACACAGUGUUUCUGGUUGACCUUGUAAAAUAUAUUCGUAGUCUCUUUGUGAUAUGAAUGCAAAAGAGCCAAAAUUUGUAUAUAAAUAAAAGAAAAUUUGUGUUUUCA
This is a messenger RNA of Penaeus monodon (black tiger shrimp), 5682 nucleotides long. Its product is annotated as carbonic anhydrase-related protein 10-like. NCBI's taxonomy places the organism in Eukaryota, Metazoa, Arthropoda, Malacostraca, Decapoda, Penaeidae. Gene Ontology annotation, molecular function: carbonate dehydratase activity; zinc ion binding. The transcript has 8 exons. The coding region runs from base 393 to 1337 and encodes 314 amino acids. The record is from RefSeq and is a predicted model, not a curated record.